AUGAAAGAUAAUAAAAUGAGUAAGAAUAAUAUAUUUAUAUAUAAUGAGAAAGUUAAAGAAUUAUUGUAUGAACUUAUUUUGUUAACUAAUAAGCUAUCGAUAUAUAGAAAGAAAUAUAUUAAAUAUAUAAGAAGAAAGAUUGAUUAUGAUAAAUAUAAAUCUAAAUCUAAAUUUAAUAAUAAUGAUGAUAAUUAUGCAUUUUUAUUGUUUAAGAAUUUUAAUUAUAAUAACGAAUUUUUAAUACAUAAAUAUGUAAAAUUUAAAGAAGGGAAAAGGAGGUAUAUUUCAAAUGGGAAGCAUAAAAAAGAAUUGAAUUCUUCUUAUGAUAUCCUUGAAUAUUAUGAUAAAUUUAUAAAUAACUUAUUAUAUUUAUGUAAUAAUCAUACAGAUAUAUAUAUCGAAUUUUUAUAUGUUUUAUUAAUAAACAGUCAAUUAUAUAAUCGUUUUCUUUUUUUAAGUACAUACAUAUCCGGGGAUAAAAAAGACCACUUCCUUUAUUUAAUAUAUAAUCAUUUUUUAAUAUUGGUAGAAUAUUAUUAUUAUUAUAAAAACUCUUUAUAUUUCGAUGAUCUAUAUAACAACUUGAAGAAUACUUAUGACAAGAUACAAACCAAAGAUAACGAUAAAGAACAUUACAUUGAAAUAAAAAAUAUAAAUCAGAAUCAUCAAAAAGGGAACCACAAGAAUUUAUGUUCUAACAAGGAUAUAAAAACAAGCGCAGUAUCACCUAUACAAAAUUUUAAAAAAGAUCCAUAUACCCAUUUUUACAAAAAAGAAAGAGUAGAAUUUCUUUAUAAUUACUCAAACAAAAGAAAUGAAAAUUUUUUUAAUAUUAAUAAUUGUAAGUGCUCUAGUAAGGAGAGUAAUCAAUCCUUCUCAGAAUAUGAAUCAUUAAAGAAGAAAGCAAAUGAAAAAUCUAUAUUUUUUAAUAAAGAAGAAAAUGUUCAUUAUGUAGAUGAUGAUAAGAAUGAUAAUAGGUUGUUGAAUGAAAAUGCCCAUAAAAAAAAAAAAAAAGGAAAAGAGACAAAAAAUAUUUUUAAUAAAUUUUUUUUUAAUUUAUCUGAAAGUCAAAAUAGUCUUAGAAAUUUAUAUCAAAAUUUUUAUUCAAAAAAUAAAAAUAGGUCGUACGAUUUACAAUUCAUAGAUAACAAAAAAAGAAAUUCAUUACAAAAUAAAUGUUUCUUAUUUACAAAUGUAAAUAAUUUUAAUAUUAAACAAUAUUAUAAACUGAAACAUAUAUUUUCUAUAUUUCAAAAAUUAAAAAUCGAACAUUUAUAUAUUUUAUUAUAUUUCUCUUUGUCUAUAUUAUCAACAUUAUUUCAUAUAUAUUUGACGAGAAUUAUGCUUAAUCAAAAAAACCCUUUUUUUAUAAGUACUUAUUUGUUUUAUUUAUCUAAAAAGGUUAAGAAUAAAAUUUUUAAUAAUUUAUAUAAAUAUAUACAACCUAAUAAAGAUUGUACGAAUAGGUAUAUGUUUAAAAGUGAUGACAUACAAGAACAAAAAAAAAAAAAAAAAAUAAUAAAUAAUGAUACGUUGAUAAAUGAGUAUGUAUCAAAUCAAAUUGGAAAUUCACUGAAUGGGGGAAAAUUAUAUUUUCACGUUACAAAAAAUAGCAAAAAUAAUAAUAAUAAUAAUAAUAAGGAUAAUUAUGAUAAUAAUUAUGAUGAUAAUAAUAAUAAGGAUAAUUAUGAUAACAAUUAUGAUAACAAUUAUGAUAACAAUUAUGAUGAUAAUAAUAAUUGUCGUGUACACGAAAAAGAUAUAACUGAUCAAGAUGUAUCUAUACAUUAUUUAAUUAAAAAAUACAAACACAAUAUAGAUAACCAAUUUGUUAAUUUAUAUUAUAAAAAUAAACAUAACACAUCUAAUGAUUCUAUUACAUUGAUCAACCAUUUAACAUGUGAGAAUUCACUACAAAAUCUGAACAAAUUAAAUGUGAAUCAUAUUAUUAAUAAAUUUACAAAAGAAAAACAAAACGAUAUAGACAAUAUGGAUUCAUUUGAUUAUAAUAUAAAAAUGUUACAUACACUUCAACUUAAAGAUAAUUUAAAAAAAUUGAACUUUCAAAUUAUUAAUACAAAACAUGAAAACGAUAUAUUAGAAGAUUGUAACGGUGUACUAGAAAAUAUAAUAAAUAAAGAAGAAUAUAAUAUCCUAUCGGAAGGAGAUGAAAAAACAAAAGAUAAAGGAAAUAAAAAUGAAAAAAGAGAAGCAUGCAAUCAAUAUAAUCAUUAUGAUGAUAAUAUUCAUUACAUACAUAUAACACAACGUAAGAAUGAUAUAAUAAAAGAAAAUAAUAAAAGUAAUGAUGAACCUAUUGUUGAAGUAUGCAAAAUAUAUGAUAAGUCAAAGAAACCUAUUAAUUUUCCUCAGGAAUAUAUUAAUAAAGAUAAAUUUUAUAAAUUUAUUAAACAUCAUUUAGAAAUGGAAUAUAUUUAUUUGUAUUAUAAAAAUGUCGAAAAAGAGAAAUUAUUAAAUUAUGUAGGUUUUGAAAAUCUAAUAAAAAGCUUGAGUAUCAUAUGCAAUGAACAAUUCUUUUCUUUUUAUAUGAAUAAAAUAAAUGUGAAAAAUAUGUAUGAAGAUAAUGAUAAUAUAUUAAAUGAAGCUCAUAAUGUGAAUAAACAUACUAUAAAAAAAAAAAUCGGAAAAAAUAAAGAACAUGAAGAAAAAAAUCCCCAUGAAUCAAAUGAAGAAGGAGAAGAAGAAGAUGAAGAAGAAGAAGAAUAUAAUAUUGACACAUUACAUUUAAAUAGUAUAUAUAAAGAACCUACAUUAAUCAAUAAUGAAUAUAUUAAAAAAAAAAUUAAAAGAAAUAAAUUAUAUACAUACAAAUUAUUCAAUAAUCAAAUAGAAACUUUAUUAAACUCAAAAGAAUUAAUGGAGUAUAUAAAAAAACAAAAAGAGACAAAAAAAAAAAAAAAUAAAAGUGAAUUACAAAAUGAUGAUUUUCUUUAUAUACAAUCACAAAAUGAUAAUAAUAUUAUAAAUAAUAAAGAUCAACAUAUAUAUAAUGAUAUAUUCAAAUUUAUACAAAAUAAAAAUUAUCACAAUAAAAAUGAUGAUAUUAUACAUUCAAAUUGUAGUUCAUAUGAAAAUAGUGAUUCAAGUGAUAAUUUAACAUUAUAUAAUUAUUCAAAAAAUUAUUAUCAUGAAAAUAAUGUAAUUCUAGAUUCUUUUCUUUUUUUUAUAAUUCAUAUAUUUUAUACCUUCUUACAUUUUCAUAAUGUAUAUUUUUCAUCACCCUAUUUGAAUCUAUUCUUAUCCUUUUCUAUUAAGCUAAUUUAUAAAUAUAAAAAUGUACUGCAAUGUCCAUCAAAUGAUUAUAAUAUGGACAUGUCUCUAGAUCCAUCCCAUUUAUCAUAUGAAAAAAGAGAAAAUGGACCUACCACAAAUUAUGACUUACCCGAGCAAAACAUCCGUUCGUCAAAUAAACCCUUUAACCAAAUUAAUCUUUUGAGAAGAAAAAAAAAUAUUCAAAAAACAUGCACACCUUAUAAUAAUAGUAAGAAUCAUAUAUAUAAUGCUUGCUCUUCUGAAGAUAUAACAAGUAUUAAUGAAGAGGUAUGUAACGUACCAAAUAUAAUAGAACUUAUUAUAAAAAAACAAAAAUUCAUAAACAAAAAACAAAAGAAAAAUUAUUGGCUUAUAGGAAAUGAUAUAUUUUUAUUUGGAAAAGAUAAAACAAAAGAAUUUUUACCUAACACAUUUGACAUAAUUAUCAACUCUUUUUUCGAUUUAUGUAUAUCUAUAUGUAGUAUGAAUUUUAAAUAUAUAUCUCAAAAAAAACAAAAAUUAAAUAUGUCAUAUUUUUGUAAUAAUAUUAUUUUUUAUCAUCAUAUUAUAAAUAAAUCCUAUAAUGACAAAGCCUUAGAUCUAUUCAAUAGAAAUAAUUAUAAUCAUUCACUUGAAUGCUAUUCUUAUUAUUUUGAUGAAUUAAAAAAUGAUCAAAGUUUUAUUGAUCAUUUUGGAAAAUAUAAAAACACGGAUAAUACUAUUUUUGGACAUAACAUAGCUAGCCAAAAAAAAAAAAAAAUAAUCAAUAAUAAUAAAAUUAUAUCCAAUACUAAUAAGAACAAUAAUCAUAUAAAUGAUAUGAUAGGAAUGUAUAAAACAAAAGAAUUAUCAAGUAAUAGUUCGAAUAUAUUAAAUGAGAAUAAUUUAAUAAAAAGGAAAUCAAAAAAAAAAAAAAAAGAAAAUAACCACAAAAAUGAAAAUAACCACAAAAAUGAAAAUAACCAUAAAAAUGAAAAUAACCACAAAAAUGAAAAUAGUAAUAAUUCAUUUGAUUGUACACCAAAUUAUUAUAAUGAUGAUAAUAAUUAUAAAGGUUAUCUUUCCAUUAGUAGUGAUGAAAGCUUAAACUUUUUAAAAUAUAUUAAAAAGAAAACAACAAAUCGAAUAUAUAUAGAUGAAAAUAAUAUAAUAAAUAUGCUUAUUAAUAUUGGAUGUAUUUUUAUGAAUAAUAUAAAAUAUAAUGCGACUAUUACAUUAAAUCAUAUUUAUAAAAUUAAUCAAUAUGAUCUUCUAAGCGAUAGACAAAAAUUCUACAAUUAUAUACAGAAAUCAUUUUAUAAUAAUAAACAUAUGACAUUUCCAUAUAUAUAUAAUCAAUAUUUUUUAUCUUUCUUCUUCUUUUUUAAAAUUCAUUAUCUUUUCUUUUUAAUAAAGUUUAAAUGUGAAAAUGAAAUUUUUCUUAAGGCUUAUUGGUUUCUCCAUGCCGUAUAUAAUAUAACUCAAAAUUGA
Molecule: messenger RNA, 4743 nt
Organism: Plasmodium reichenowi
Lineage: Eukaryota; Apicomplexa; Aconoidasida; Haemosporida; Plasmodiidae
Exons: 3
Coding region: 1-4743 (1580 amino acids)
Source: RefSeq, a predicted model, not a curated record